Messenger RNA from Scophthalmus maximus (turbot), 3624 nucleotides. RefSeq names its product nuclear factor of kappa light polypeptide gene enhancer in B-cells 1 (gene nfkb1). Gene Ontology annotation, molecular function: protein binding; DNA-binding transcription factor activity, RNA polymerase II-specific; RNA polymerase II cis-regulatory region sequence-specific DNA binding. The transcript is spliced from 24 exons. Gene Ontology annotation, cellular component: cytoplasm. Gene Ontology annotation, biological process: inflammatory response; non-canonical NF-kappaB signal transduction; canonical NF-kappaB signal transduction. The coding region runs from base 298 to 3090 and encodes 930 amino acids. NCBI's taxonomy places the organism in Eukaryota, Metazoa, Chordata, Actinopteri, Pleuronectiformes, Scophthalmidae. The record is from RefSeq and is a predicted model, not a curated record.
GGAAUUUCCAGGGGGAAGGAGACAAAGUGAAGAUCCGAGUCGAGUCCGGACUCACCUGCAGGAACCUUCCGUCUCUGUUCGUCCUCGUCGUCCUCUCGGAUUAAACGUCUUCUUCCUGCGUCCGAGCUGUGAUGACGCGCUGCUGACCUGUCCCGGUCCUGGUCCCGGUCCUGGUCCCGGUCCUGGUCCCGGUCCUGGUCCCGGUCCCGGUCCCCGGUCCCGCGGGGACAUGUCGAGGUGAUGAAGUGAAGCGGACUCGAGGACCGUCACCUGGUUCAGUUCACCUGAGCAGACACGAUGGCUGGAGACGAGCAUUACCUUCACACGAACAACCAGAUCUUCGACAACAUCAUGAACGACCAGUUGUGGGAGUUCCCACAUUUUCCUGUCGUGUCUCAGACGACGUCUGGGAGAACUGGUGACGGGCCGUACCUGCAGAUCCUGGAGCAGCCGAAGCAGCGAGGCUUCAGGUUCAGGUACGGUUGUGAAGGUCCGUCUCACGGCGGCCUGCCCGGAGCGUCCAGCGAGAAGAACAGGAAGACCUACCCCACCGUCAAGGUCAGUAACUACCAGGGUCCAGCCCGUGUGGUGGUCCAGCUGGUGACGGCGCUCACCCCCCUCCCUCAGCUUCACGCUCACAGUCUGGUGGGGAAACAGUGUGACAAAGGGAUCUGCAUCGCCGACCUGCUGCCCAAAGACUCCAACAUCAGUUUCCCAAACCUGGGGAUUCUCCAUGUGACGAAGAAGAACGUGGUGAAGACUCUGGAGGAGCGGAUGAGCGAGGCCGUCAGAAUGGGCCACAACUGUGGCGUGUUCAUCCACCCCGAGAUCGACGCCCUGCAGGGGGAGGUCCGGGUCCCCCGAGAGCUGCACGAGCACCAGCGCAGUGCGAUCAGCAGCGCGGCGUCUCUCCAGGCUAAAGAGAUGGAUCUCAGCGUGGUGCGGCUCAUGUUCACCGCGUUCCUCCCCGACAGCGACGGAGGUUUCUCCAGGCGUCUCGAGCCCGUCGUGUCCGAGCCGAUCUACGACAGCAAGGCUCCGAACGCCUCCAACCUGAAGAUCGUGAGGAUGGACCGAACUGCCGGCUGCGUGACGGGCGGAGAGGAGGUUUACCUGCUCUGCGACAAAGUCCAGAAAGAUGAUAUUCAGGUUCGGUUCUAUGAAGAAGACGACUCGGGGGUGACCUGGGAGGCUCUGGGUGAUUUCUCACCGACCGACGUCCACAGACAGUUCGCCAUCGUCUUCAAGACUCCCAAGUACCGGGACCAGAACCUGCAGAGGCCCACGUCAGUGUUCGUACAGCUGAAGAGGAAGUCUGACAACGAGAGCAGCGAGCCCAAACCCUUCACCUACCACCCGCAGAUCAUAGACAAGGAGGAGGUGCAGAGGAAGAGGCAGAAGACGUUGCCCAACUUCCACGACUUCAGUGGUCAUGGAGGAGGGGGAGGGGGAGGAGGGGGAGGGGGUCUGUACCGAGGAGGGGGAGGAGGAGGAGGACCAGCAGCAGGAGGAGGAGGAGGAGGAGCCCCGGGCUCAGUCGGAGGAGGAGGUUAUUACCAGGGUUUUACUACCUACAACUAUGGAGGAGGAGGUGGUUUCUCCACAGGAUACUCAGCCGGUGUGGGAGGAGGAGGAGGAGGAGGAGGAGGCAUCAAACACGCCUCUGGGAGCGACGCAGGAGACGAAGAGUCGGGGUCGGGGGCCGCACCGCGAGCUCCUGCCCAGACCGGAGGCAUGGAGGUCGGGGAGGGGGCCGAGGAGGGAGGGGUCAGAGUGGAGCCAGAACCAGGUGAGCAGUGGGUUCAGGUGACCAGCAGACAGUUGGACUCUCUCUUUCAGUACUCUGUCACUGGUGACCCGGUGUACCUGCUGGCUCCACAGCGCCCCCUGAUGACAGCACAGGACGAGGACGGAGACACCGGACUCCACCUGGCGGUUCUACACAGCCAGCAGGAGGCGCUGAAGAGUCUGACCCAGGUCGUGUCUGCUCUGCCUGGAGAGGAAGUGCUAAACAUGAGGAACCACCUGUACCAGACUCCUUUGCACCUGGCAGUGAUCACGCAGCAGAAGGAAGCUGUGGAGGCGCUGCUGCGGGCCGGCGCCGACCCGACUUUGACGGAUCGUCAUGGCAACACUGCGCUUCACCUGGCGUCACAGCAGGAAGAAGGAGGAGGGAUGAUCCAACUUCUACUACAACACAGAGAACUGAGAGGACUGCUGGAGAACAAUAACACAGCAGGUCUGUGUGCGAUCCACCUGGCCGUCCUGGCCAAUCGGCUCUGUUCUCUCAGGGAGCUGCUGGAGGGCGGGGCCAACGUGGAGGCUCAGGAGCGUGGCUCCGGGCGAACCGCCCUGCACCUCGCCACCGAGACCGACAACGUGUCGCUGGCCGGCUGCCUGCUGCUAGAGGGAAACGCCUCGGUGGACUGCUGCACCUUUAACGGCUCCACCCCCCUCCACGUCGCUGUGGGGCGGGGCUCCGUCAAGCUCACCGCUCUCCUGAUGGCGGCAGGUGCCGACCCUCAGAAGCAGAACUUUGAGCCGCUCUUCUUCAGAGAGGAGGAGGAGAAGGAGGAUGAAGAAGAUGAAGGCUACAUCCCAGGAACCACUCCUCUCAACAUGGCUGCCACCUCGCAGGUGCUGGAGCUUCUCAAUGGUAAAGAGUAUGAACCGAAAAGUCCUCACAGGGUCGUCAGACCUCCACAAGGCGACCUGGCGAGCCUGGAUGUGGAGGUGAAGCAGGAAGUGUGUCGUGCUCUGGAGAGUGAAGGAUGCUGGGAGACGCUGGCACACAGUCUGGGUCUCGGGAUCCUCAACACGGCCUUCAGGCUGAGCCCCUCCCCCGCCAAGACACUGCUGGACAGCUACGAGGUUUCGGGCGGGACGGUCAGUGACCUCUUGGCUGCUCUGAGGUCAGCGGGGGAGGGCGGAGCGCUGAGCGUCCUGGAGGAGGCGCUGCAUCUCUCUGACGGUGCGGAAACGCCGCCGCCGACAGUCGAGUGUCUGGGAGCACCGGUCCACGACCUGAAGAUGGAAACUCGGAUUGACAGCGGGGUCUGUGACAGCGGGGUGGAGCUGUCCACAGCCUAGCCUCCUGAUUGGUUCAGACUCCAGCUCCCAUCCAAUCAUCAUCAUCCAUCCAGUGCUCGUCACGACGGAGGAGUUUUUAAAUGAAACGUGUCGAACUUUGAUAAAACGUGAAGAAAGAAACGUCACAAACAUGCAACGCCUCUGUCAGAGGGAAGGUCAGAGUCUGGAAAGAAAGAUGGCAGACAUUACGCCUCCAAACAGCAGGAAGUGGAGACGCUCCGUCCAUCUUUGUUUCCGGCCGCUGACCUGAGCUCAGCUGUUCAAACUGAGACGAUUUCUCUCGUUUUCAUUUUAAAUCGUCUGAAAUUCUUCAAAUUUAACCUCGUUGUAUUUUUCCGUCUCGUCACUGAAACAAACUAAAGGGACUUAUUCUAUUUUACUGUGACUCGAACGAAACUGAACGUUCACGUCGCUGCGUUAGAAGAGAAGUGUCGCAGGAGCAAGGCAGUUUCAGAUAUUUAUCUCCUCUGAGCUCUGUACAGUUCAACACAAGCUUCUCACUGGUUCAUUUUUAAAUAAAAACUUUUAUAUAUA